AUUUUUCACUGUCUCAUCUCACCUGUACGUCCACAAACCACGUGACGUACACUCAGGUGAGCGUCUGACACACAUUCUUGCUGUCACAAUAUAUCAAGAUUUGUUCUUAUGAACUUGUGGGAGGAGCAUCUGGAUCACUGCCACACUUCAGCAACCUAGUGUUGUUCACUUCCAUGAAGAAUCGGUCCAUCUGGGCCUGCAGACACAGCGGAAAAACCGGCCCCCGCGGCUUAGCGCUGGUGUUGUUUUCGACCUUUGAUUGUCAGUUAGAGGAACCGGAGCAGGAACAGAGGGAGGCGGAUCCGAGAGGAAAAUAGACCGCUGUGUUACAGGGGAGUGACCGUGAUGAUGGCGUCCCUCGGUAACACCGGCAGCGCCUCCAGCCCGAUGGUCAUGCUCGCCCCCAAAACCAAGACCAAAAAGAAACAUUUCGUCCAGCAGAAGGUGAAAGUGUUCCGGGCGAGCGACCCAAUGCUCAGCGUGUUCAUGUGGGGCGUUAAUCAUUCGAUAAAUGAUUUGAAUCAAGUUCCAGUGCCCGUCAUGCUUCUCCCUGACGACUUUAAGGCCAACACCAAAAUUAAAGUGAACAACCAUCUCUUCAACAAGGAGAAUCUUCCAGGCCAUUUUAAAUUUAAGGAGUACUGUCCACAAGUUUUCAGAAACCUCAGGGAGCGAUUUGGAAUUGAAGAUCUGGACUACCAGGUGUCUCUGGCCCGCAGUGCUCCCAUGAAAGGCGACGGACAGGGAGAAGGUCUUCUCUUCACGUCCUACGACCGUACGCUGAUAGUAAAGCAGAUCUCCAGUGAAGAAGUAGCUGAUAUGCAUAACAUUCUGUCCGAGUAUCACCAGCAUAUUGUGAAGUGUCAUGGCAGUACACUCCUCCCUCAGUUUCUGGGCAUGUACCGUGUUACGGUGGAGAGCGAGGACACGUACCUGAUCGUCAUGAGAAACAUGUUCAGCCACAGACUCGUCGUCCACAGGAAAUAUGAUUUGAAGGGUUCCCUGGUAGAUCGUGAGGCCAGUGACAAAGAGAAGGUGAAAGAGCUGCCGACUUUUAAAGACAUGGAUUUCAGAAAUAACAUGCAGAAGGUGUACGUGACAGAAGAGCAGAAAGAGAAGAUUAUGGAGAAACUAAACCGAGAUGUAGAGUUCCUGGUGAAGCUGAAGAUCAUGGACUACAGCCUGCUGUUAGGCAUCCACGACGUGGCACGCGGCGAGCGGGAGGAAGAGGAGGCCGAGGAGCCCUGCUGUGAAGAUGACACCGAUCCAGAAAACGGCCUCGCUCCGGCCGCGCAGGUGGGCUCGUACGGCACGUCGCCGGAGGGCAUUGCCGGUUACAUGAACUCCUUCAAACCCCUGGGACCUGGAGAAUUUGACCCUUACAUUGACGUAUACGCUGUCAAAAGCGCCCCAGGAGCGCCGCAGAGGGAGGUGUAUUUUAUGGGCCUCAUUGACGUGUUGACGCAGUAUGACACUAAGAAGAAAGCUGCCCACGCUGCAAAGACCGUUAAACAUGGCGCUGGUGCUGAAAUAUCUACGGUUCAUCCUGAGCAGUAUGCCAAACGAUUCCGUGAAUUCAUCUCCAACAUUUUUGCGUAACGCUUCAAGGUCACAUUUCACCCCAAAAUCAAAAGAAAAAAGUACUAAAUUAUAUUUUGCAUAAAGAAAUUAGGUCUGUUUUUAAGACCAUUAAGUUAUUUUUCAUUGUGACAUUAUUAUUUUUAUUAUAAUAAAACACAUUUGCCCCUGUUACUGUAAUAUGUUCAGAUGUGCUUUUUUUGGUUUUUUUUUUUUUUUUUUUUUUUUUUCCUGCAGAAAUACAGUAAUUGUUUUAACACACACACACAGAUUUUUUUUGUUGUUGUUGUUUUAGGAGCUUUUAAUCUCUUCUGUUUACAGAGCCUGUAUUUAUUUGAUCCCAAGUACAGCAAAAACAGCUGAAUUUUGAAAUAGUUUUACUUUUUAAAAUGACUAUUUUGAAUAUAUUUUAAAAUGUAAUUUAUUCCUGUGGUUUCAAAGCUGAGUUUUUAGCAUCAUUACUCCAGUCACAUGAUCCUUCAGAAAUCAUUGUAAUAUUCUGAUUUGCUGCUCAAAAAAUAUUAUUAUUAUUUUUAUUAUUGUUGAAAACCACUGAGUAGAAUUUUUUUUCAGGUUUCUUUGAAGAAUAGAAAGUUCAGAAGAACAACAUUUAUCUGAAAUAGAAAUCUUUUGUAAAAAGACUCUCAAAAUGCUUUAAAUAUUGAUGAUAAUAUUAUUAAUAAUGAUAAUAAUAAAUGUUUCCUUAACAGAAAAUCAGCAUAUUAGAAUGAUUUCUGAAGCAUCAUGUGACACUGGAGUAAUGAUGCAAAAAGUUAGCUUAAAAAAUUAGCAAAAUGUUGGGAAUAAAGUACAUUUUAAAAUGUAUUAAAUAAAAAGCUAACUUUAUUAUUUAUCUAUUUUAACAGUAAAAAUACAGCUUUUGCUGUAUUUUGAACCAAAUAAAUGGAGGCUUGGUGAGCAGAAAAGAAUUCUUCAAAAAAAAAAAAUUAAAAAUCUUUCUGUUCAAAAACACACAAACAAUAUUUAAUACAGUAAUACAGUAAUAUUUAAAAUAUUUUGAUGUUAGGUUAUAUUAUUAGCUUAUUAUAUAACAAAUUUAAGUAUUUCUUCAUUUUAGAUUUUUUUUUUUUUUUUGAAUACAAUUUUCAGUAUUUUGUGUAAUUCUCAUCAUAUAUAGCAUUAUGAUGAGAAUUUUGAGGGGAAAUGUGUUUUAUUCUAAAAAUAAAGUCUGAAUAAAAAAAGCUUAGUGCUUAAUAGGCUUAUUUUUUUUAAAGCAAAAUAUAAUUUUUUUUUUUUUUUUAAUUCUAGGGUGACAUGCACCGUUUUUCAUCUUCUUCACAGGUUUUUGUCAGAUUCACUCAACAUGUUUUUGCCAUCUCUAUCUGCUGCCAUCACAUAUAGGUUAUGUUUUUUUUAACACCUCUUGGCUGUGCUUCAUAUUUUCAUAACGUGAUAUUUAAGCAAGAUAUGUUGACAGGAACUUGACACACUACAGCUACGUUCAUUAAGUGUAGAUUCACAAAUGAGUAACACUAGAUUCACCUUGUGGCACAACCUGCAAACAUGGGAACAUUGCCUAAUCUGUUAAGGAGAUGUAACUCCGAACCUGUAGCAGUGACAUAAUAUGUUCAUAAUGUUUUCUCUCUUUUUCUUUGGACUUUGGCUUCCCAGAGAGAGAAACCUUCGCCUUAACCGCUUACAGAACCGAUUGUGGAGAAUAGCAGAAACUCAUGUUGUCCGAUGAUUUAAGUGCAUGCUAGCUUCACUUAAUAUAUGCACCACUAGAAUGUUGUAAGGAGGAUAACAAGAUACUUGUAUAAACAAAUACACAAAAUGACCAGCCGGUGACCCUAUGUGUACAGUAAGGGUCUAGAUUGAAGUAAUAUUAUGAAUUGAAUACUGACUGUUUAUAUGGAUGGAUGGAUGGAGCGCACACUCUUCUUUUCUCUUCUUUGAGCUAUUUUAUGCAGUUAGCCUUAAUGCAGAAAAGAGGAUUUUUGUAGUUUGUAGUAGAAAUAUUCUAGCAACACUGAGCUGAUUUAGUAUGAAAUGCCUUAUUGUUGCAUUUUAUUUAUUUUGCAAAUCAGUGUUUGGACCAAAUAUAUUUUUCAGAGAUUUCCAAAAACAUGGUUUCUGUUAUUUAUGCAUUUUAGCUUUGUACAAUGACAAUUGGCACAAUUCCAGUAUGUCCAUAAUAGUUGUACUUUAAAUGGUAUUUUCAGAGCUGUUUUAACACUUUAAGAUGUUGUUACAUUAAAACAAGUUGUUACAUUGUGUUCACAUAAUGCAUGUAACGACUGUAAUUACCAAUAAUGUGCAUUCCUAACUACAAUAAAAACAUUUUUUCUUACA
Messenger RNA from Labeo rohita (rohu), 3891 nucleotides. It is a transcript of the gene pip4k2ca, whose product is annotated as phosphatidylinositol-5-phosphate 4-kinase, type II, gamma a. Gene Ontology annotation, molecular function: phosphatidylinositol kinase activity. Gene Ontology annotation, biological process: phosphatidylinositol metabolic process. The coding region runs from base 346 to 1599 and encodes 417 amino acids. The record is from RefSeq and is a predicted model, not a curated record. The transcript has 10 exons. NCBI's taxonomy places the organism in Eukaryota, Metazoa, Chordata, Actinopteri, Cypriniformes, Cyprinidae.